GGCGGAUAAAUCCAAGACUAGGAGAAAAGUUCCUAACGCGUAAGCCUUUCGGUUCAGAAAUCCAAGUUGCGUACAAAUUUGAGCUAUAAAACUUCAUAUUCACCAACGCGUAAGCUUUUCGGUUCAGAAAGAGUGUGUUUUCAAUCUGAAACGAACAAUGCAAACCAUGGGUUUGACUCUGUGCUUGUUACUAUCAGCAGUUUUGUACCAUUCGUGGGCACUGGAGGAGGCUGGUAAUUAUGGCUCGGAGCUGGAGAUGCUGAGUCGGGAGUUGCUGGAAUUGGCCAGAAAGCCCGAGUUCUUUCAAUGGAUGAGAGGGUUGAGGAGAAGAAUCCAUGAGUACCCAGAGCUGGGGUUUGAGGAGCACAGGACGAGUGAACUCAUUAGGGCCGAGCUUGAUUUGCUCGGAGUAGGAUACAAGUGGCCUGUUGCCAAGACUGGGGUGGUGGCUUCUAUUGGGUCUGGGGCUAAACCAGUUUUUGCUCUCAGAGCAGACAUGGAUGCCCUCCCCUUGCAGGAAUUGGUAGACUGGGACCACAAGAGCAAGAUCGAAGGCAAGAUGCAUGCCUGUGGUCAUGAUUCCCAUGUAGCAAUGCUACUUGGAGCAGCUAAGUUACUCCAGGCCAAAAGACAUCAAUUGAAGGGAACUGUGAAACUAGUUUUCCAGCCCGGCGAAGAGGGUUAUGCUGGUGCUUACCACAUGUUGCAAGAUGGCGCUUUAGGUGACAUCGAUGCCAUCUUGAGUAUACAUGUCCUCCCAUCAUUCCCGACCGGUGUCAUUGCUUCAAGGCCUGGUCCAAUGCUUGCAGGUGUUGGGAUCUUCUCAGCAACGAUUCAAGGUAAAGGUGGACAUGCAGCGGGGCCACAUGAGACUAGGGACCCAGUUCUCGCAGCAGCCUUCUCAAUCAUUGCUCUCCAACAGAUUGUAUCUCGAGAGACCGAUCCUCUUCAAGCAAGGGUGGUUACAGUUGGGUCCAUAAAUGGGGGUCGAGCAUGCAAUGUAAUCUCAGACUCUGUGAGGAUCGAGGGAACUUUUAGGAGUUUGAGCACCGAAGGCCUGUCUUUCAUCCAGGAAAGGAUCAAAGAGAUCAUAGAGGCACAAGCAUCAGUGCAUCGAUGCACAGCAACGGUGGACUUCAUGGAGGAUAGACCAAUGCCUUAUCCCGUAAUGGUAAACGAUGAAGCCCUGUAUGAACAUGCAAAGAAGGUUGGUGAAAUCCUGCUUGGGAAACCUAAUGUGCAGCUUCUCCCUGUGACCAUGGGAGCAGAGGAUUUCAGCUUUUUCUCAGAGAAAUCUGCUGCUUCAAUAUUUGUGGUUGGCAUAAAGAAUGAGACUCUGCAAUCAGAUCAACCCUUGCACUCUCCUUACUUUUUUAUUGAUGAAGAGGCUCUUCCAAUAGGGGCAGCAUUUCAUACGGCUGUGGCGAUCUCAUACUUGGAUAACCAUGUUGUUGAUACUCGCAAGAAACAGGUGGUUUUUCCAGCUUCUCAAAAUGAAGAGCUCUAAAAAGCAUCAAUGGUGGAAUGUCAUGUAUUAAAAGAAUGAUAAUAAAACAAUGAUAACUACAGGAAAUGUGUUGUCGUUGUA
Messenger RNA from Carya illinoinensis, 1588 nucleotides. Its product is annotated as IAA-amino acid hydrolase ILR1-like. The record is from RefSeq and is a predicted model, not a curated record. Gene Ontology annotation, molecular function: IAA-Ala conjugate hydrolase activity. Bases 158 to 1507 code for a protein of 449 amino acids. Lineage: Eukaryota; Viridiplantae; Streptophyta; Magnoliopsida; Fagales; Juglandaceae. Gene Ontology annotation, cellular component: endoplasmic reticulum. Gene Ontology annotation, biological process: auxin metabolic process. The transcript has 5 exons.